Messenger RNA from Diprion similis, 2432 nucleotides. RefSeq names its product endophilin-B1 (gene EndoB). The transcript is spliced from 10 exons. Gene Ontology annotation, biological process: membrane organization. The coding region runs from base 137 to 1171 and encodes 344 amino acids. Gene Ontology annotation, cellular component: cytoplasm; membrane. NCBI's taxonomy places the organism in Eukaryota, Metazoa, Arthropoda, Insecta, Hymenoptera, Diprionidae. The record is from RefSeq and is a predicted model, not a curated record. Gene Ontology annotation, molecular function: protein binding.
UGUGGAUCGAUAGUGUAUGCACUAUAUUACAUGGAUUACAUGCAUACGGAUACACGAUAUAAUAAGUCACGUCCAGGCUGCUUCUGCAGAUAUUAUAGUGAUAAUAAUAACAAAUUGAUUUUCAAACGUAGAAACAAUGGAUUUCAACGUUAAAAAAUUAGUUAAAGAUGCUGGAACCGCGCUCAGCAGAGUUGUGCAGCUCACCGAAGAGAAGCUUGGAACGUCCGAGAAAACUGAGCUUGAUGCUCACUUUGAAUUCCUCGCUGACAGAGCAGAUGCAACCAAAACUUGGACAGAGAAAAUACUCAAGAAUACGGAAGCAAUGCUCACACCAAAUCCAGGCAACAGAAUCGAGGAUUUUUUCUUUGAAAAAAUAGACAAGAAAAAACCAAACCGACUCAGCAACUUGGAAUAUGUUGGCAUUGACAUGAUCGAAGCUGGGAAUGACUUCGGUCCUGGUACUGCUUAUGGUGGUGCAUUGAUCAAAGUCGGGCAAUGCCAACAGAAAUUAGGACAGAUAGAGAGAGACUUCAUCGGCACAGCGGCUAACUGCUAUGUUCAACCGUUGAGGAAGUUUUUGGAUGGAGAGAUGAAGACUAUCAGUAAAGAGCGAACAAUUCUAGAAAGCAAACGGCUUGAUUUGGAUGCCUCUAAAAAUAGAGUUCGAAAGGCGAGGAGCAUGCUGGGUCAACAGAGCGAAUCUGGCGUUUCUCCUGAAGUUUUACUCGAUCAGGCAGAAAGAGAGCUGAGAGUAGCGCAGUCCGAAUUCGAUCGGCAAUCUGAGAUCACGAAGUUCUUGUUGGAAGGAGUAUCGAGUUCGCAGGCAGGCCACCUUCGCUGUCUCCAUGAGUUUGUUGAGGCGCAGGCUCGCCAUUAUGCUCAGUGUCACGCAGCGAUGCAAGACUUGCAGCGAGAACUGGCUGGCAUGUCCGGAGCAACCUUCCACCCGUCCACCCCACCAUCUCCUUCCGCACCGGCGGAGAACGGCCAGGAUCGAGCUCGAGUGAUCUGUGACUACGAUGCGAGGGAUCCGAGCGAGUUGAGCCUGAUGCAAGAUGAGGUGAUUUGUGUGUCUAAGAUUCCUGGGGACGGAGAUUAUCUGAUGGGAGUUAGAGGCAACCAGCGAGGCAAAGUACCCAAGGCUUUUCUGGAACCAAUUGUAGCUUCCUAAUAAAUUUUCUAAUUUGGCUUGAAAAUUCAAAUUCUAACGGAUUCUAACGGAUUCUAACUUUGUUACAGUAGAGAUAUCAAGAAAUUGAACAACACAGCUGUUUGUCUUCCAAAUAACUACUGUAUUGAGAUUACAAUAGAUUUGAGAAUGGUGACUGCCCGAUGCUUAGUUCAACUGCAAAUAUGUUUUGAAGUUACCAAUUGUUGUAUAAUAUUCAGAUAAAUAGUUUUAAGACUUUGGCAUAGUGCCUGCGUGGCUAACGAGCAACAAUGCGUAUUGUACCAAUUAAUCGAGAACUCAAUAAGUGUCGCAGAUUUGUAGUUUUGAAUUUUUUUCAAACCCAAACAACGCUCGAAUUCCAAAUUAUUGCUUUAUUCUAUUUCAUUUAUUUGGUCUAGUACCUACAUAUUCAUAGAUCAAUUAGGUAUUUAUUAACUAAUAUAUUAUGUUGUGUAUUAUUUUUAAUCUGUUGAGCUUGUCUAUUCGGUUUAUACGAGCGGUUUGCAUGAUGAAAAUAUAAAACAAAAAAAGGUGAUUAUCAUCAAUUUUGAAAGAUGGCUGUGGUCAAAUAAUUUUUAAUCAAGACAAGAAACAGAGUCAGCUAAUCGUCUCAAUAGAACAGUCAAACUUAAUAAGGAGUGCAGCUACUUGUUUAAUUUUUUUCUUCAUGGUCGUUGUAAAAACAUUAUUUAUUGAAAACUUGGAGAAAUAAGCCAAUGUACUAACGGUUUCAAAGAGGUUUUCAGUCAAUUCGACUUUUUUCUGGAUGUUUAAAGAUAUGAGAAUAAAUCCUGAAAUAUCAAAAGAUCUUUCAUAUUAGCGGAUAAGUAGAACAGGGUUGAUCCCUGACAUGUACAUAGAUUAAAACAAAUUAUUCCAAUAAUCCGAAUUCUUCAUUGAUCAGUAGAUUCCAAGGGCGGUGCGUCGUUAUUACACACUGUUAGAUAUUUGGAGUGAAUAAUAUUUACGGAUAUGCCCAAUUUUUAGAAAACGCGCUUAUAGUACGUACAAUAAAUUUAAAUAUAGUGAUCCGCAUUUCUGCAAUAACUUCGUCAGUACAAUAAAUUAUAUUAUAUUACAACGUUAAAUCGAUUUCUCACUACUUAAUUGUAAUGAGGUGAUAACUCAGUAACCAUGUUGAAAUUAUUACCCUGUUAAAGUUUAAGUAUAAAUCUACAAUAUAAUGAUGCAAUUAUUAUGUAUGUGGUUACUAUAUUAAAUAUACACAUUUGCUGAUGUUGGGAAGUUCAAUCCUCAGUUU